This is a messenger RNA of Egretta garzetta (little egret), 2561 nucleotides long. It is a transcript of the gene ENTPD7, whose product is annotated as ectonucleoside triphosphate diphosphohydrolase 7. Gene Ontology annotation, cellular component: membrane. Lineage: Eukaryota; Metazoa; Chordata; Aves; Pelecaniformes; Ardeidae. Gene Ontology annotation, biological process: nucleoside diphosphate catabolic process. The record is from RefSeq and is a predicted model, not a curated record. The annotation marks the transcript as partial. The transcript has 8 exons. Gene Ontology annotation, molecular function: nucleoside diphosphate phosphatase activity.
GGGGUCGUUGCCUGCGGGAGCAGCGGGUCCCGGGUCUUCGUCUACUUCUGGCCCCCGCACAACGGGAACCCCCACGACCUGCUGGACAUCAAGCAGAUGAGGGACCGGAACAGCCGCCCCGUCGUCAAGAAAAUUAAACCGGGUUGGUGCCACCCCUCCCCGCUCCCGUUUCUCAUGUCCAAAGCGCGCUGGGCGCAGCAGCAGAGCUCGCGGGGCUGGACGUGGGGUGUAUCGCAGCAGGAUUCCCGCUGUCUCGUGCUCCCGCAAAGGAGCAUCGCUGGUGAAGGUCCCUUAGGGUCUGUCCCUCUCCUGCGUCCUUGCAGGCAGCAAGCUGCAAUCCUGGAGGACUUGGUGAGAAAUGUGCCCCUGGAGUUUGACUUCCUCUUCUCCAAAUCACACGCAGAAGUAAUCUCAGGGAAACAGGAAGGUGUCUAUGCUUGGAUCGGCAUCAACUUUGUCCUGGGACGGUUUGAUCACGAGGAGGAGGAGGAUGCAGUGGUCACCGUAGCGCUGGGGGACCAGGGAGAGUCCCUCGUUCGGAAACGAACAGUUGGGAUCCUGGACAUGGGGGGCGCCUCCCUGCAGAUCGCCUACGAAGUGCCUGAGACUGGAGCCUUCGCCUCCCCACAGCAGGAGGAGGCUGCUAAGAGCUUACUGGCAGAAUUCAACCUGGGCUGCGAUGUGCAGCACACUGGCCACAUGUACCGUGUCUACGUCAACACCUUCCUGGGCUUUGGGGGCAACUUUGCCCGGCAGCGCUACGAGGAGCUUGUGCUGAACCAGACCUAUGUGCACAACCGCCUGCAUGGCCAGCAGACAGGGCUGAGCCCCAAAACGCCCUUCCUGGACCCCUGCCUGCCUGUGGGGCUGGAGGACACGUUGGCCAGGGGCAGCCAAACCCUGUACGUGCGGGGGCGAGGGGACUGGCUGGCCUGUGCAGAGCUGCUGCAGCCCCUCCUGGCUGGGCCCAACAGCAGCACCCUCCCCACCGCUGCCCAGGUGGGUGCCACCCCAGCCCAGGGAGCUGCUGUUCCCAGGGCUGGGAGGGAGUGGGGGCCAUUUCUUGCUCUGAACUCCAACUUCUCUGUCCCCCAGGAGUACUGCAGCCAGCGAUGGGAGGUGCUGACCCAGCGCUUCCGUGGUGGCCUCUACUCACCACACGCUGACCAGCACCGACUGAAGUAUCAGUGCUUCAAAUCAGCUUGGAUGUACCAAGUCCUUCACCAGGGCUUCUGCUUCCCCCUGGACUAUCCCAGCCUGCGCACGGCCCAGCUGGUGUACGACCGGGAGGUGCAGUGGACACUGGGAGCCAUCCUCUAUAAGACACGUUUUCUGCCACUCAGGGAUCUCCGGCAGGAGAGCAUCCGGCAAGCCCAUGCCUCCUGGCUGCGCCUCUCUUUUGUCUACAACCACUAUCUCUUCUUUGCCUGCAUCCUGGUCGUAGCGCUGGCCAUAGUCCUCUACCUCCUGCGGCUGCGCCGCAUCCACCGCCGGCAGCUGCGUUCGGCCCAGCUCACCCUGCUCUGGCUGGACAAGGUGGUGGUACCGCCAGGCCAGGGAAAUGGGCCAUGACAUCAGCAGUAGCCACUGUCCGGGUGCACCAGCAGAACCAGGACUGGUUGACAGCCUGGGCUCCGAGGGCUUGGACUCUUUCUUAAAGACCAUCUCCACUCUGCACUCCGUCAUCUCCACAUCAGAACCAGAGCCUGUGGGUUGAGGCAGCUACGGACACCGGAGCUUUCUUCUCCGCCUUGCCCCAGACCUCAUCUUUGCAUUCCUUGACCUCCGCCCUUUGCCUUCCUACAUGAUACAGAGCAAAGUCCUCUGCUGCCAGCAGGCUCAAGGCUGCAGCCCUGGCAGGUCCCUCAGAUAAGGAGUACGCUAUCACUGAGGCGGCCAACCCAGGGCUGUGGCCUGAAGCACCAGGCCACCCCAUGACUCAGCCACCAGUUUGCAGAGCAAUCUGGUGAGGUGCUGCAGCUCAUCACCCGGGGCGGCCUUUCUGCAGUCCCUUACAAGCCCACGGGCUGGAGAACAGCAGCGGCCAGCAAAGUCACUACAGGAACUAAGUGAGCCAUGAGAUCCACCAAGCCGCUCUGUCCAGCCCAGCCCAUCUCAGAGCAUUCCUUCAGGGGUGUCCUGCUCUUUGCCAUGUCUUCACCCCCAGGACAAUCUUCCCACAGUCCUAGGCAACACCCCAGGCUCAGCACAGAGAGCUCAGGGAUUGGUUCCUAAGGCACCAAAGUGGGCUGCGUUUCCUUUCAUACAUUCCUGCCUGGGCAUGCCUGCCCCGUGGUGUCCCACACGUUAAUUGGGCACUAGCACCAGGACCAGUGGUUCUCUCCCCUGUGAGUGCAGGCUGGGCCUGCCUGGGGGGGGAACCACCUCACUCCAGCCCAUCUCACUGCCCCAGGGCAGGUCUGAGCUGUGGCUCUGCACACAGGCAUAAGCCUUCCUCCUUUGGGGCUGGAGCCCCGAUGACCCAAUGAAAUUCGUCACUUUUUACUUGAACUUGUCUGUUCCCAUUCCCAUAGCAAUAAACAAACCCCUUGAGCCAUCCA